AUGCCGUCGGUAGUACCUGAUAUCACAACGACCGGCGCCGACCCUUCCCAAGCGGCACAGGGUGAGGCGUCAACCUCAAAUGGAUACAGAAAUAAGUUCACUGGCGAGUAUAUCGGACCUGUAAACGGCCAUGGACGCGAGAGGAGCCCUUCGAAUUGCUCAGUCGGUUCUUUCGACCAUAGCGUCUACGGAGCAAACGGACUAGAUACCGGCGACUCAUUUACCCAAGCUCAACCUUUACCCGAUCACAUGUACGGACCUCACGAUGAGACCUCGAAUGGGCCCCAGUCCCGGGCUUGGGGUGAUGAACCCAAAUCAUCACGAUUCCCCCGCAUCUCAAAAGCAGUGGAGCUAAUGCGCCAUUCCUACGACUGCGUCGUCAUCGGCUCCGGUUAUGGAGGUGGUGUCGCGGCUUCUCGCAUGGCUCGCGCCGGCGAAUCGGUCUGUGUCUUAGAACGUGGUAAGGAGCGCUGGCCUGGCGAGUAUCCGGACCAUGCGGCCGAUGCGAUAGGACAAGUGCAUUACUCCGGCGAGUUCGCGCCUGGUUGGCUUCCUAAGAAGAUCGUCAAUGGGGGUGAUCCCACCGGCAUGUAUCAUCUGAUAUUCGGCAAUUGCCAACAUGCGGUUGUUUGCAAUGGUCUUGGUGGAACGAGCUUGAUGAAUGCCAAUGUGUAUUUGGAAGCGGAUGAAGAGACACUGAAGCUUGAAGCAUGGCCAAAGGAGAUUAGAGACGACCCUAAGAGUCUAAAUAAGUACUACAAGAAAGCAGAAGAUGUAUUAGAGCCGGAGAAAUAUCCUGAAGAUUGGCCUAAGCUCCCUAAACUCGAAUUACUGGAGAGGCAAGCGAAGUAUCUCAACAUGGGAGACAAAUUCAGCCGUGUACGGCAGACGACGCGAUUCCACAACGGACCAAACAGUUGCGGUGUAGAAAUGCAGCCAUCACAACUCACCGGCCAAGACGCUACCGGCCUAAACGACGGAUCCAAGAACACCACAUUAGUCACCUACAUAGCAGAUGCGUGGAAUUGGGAUGCCGACAUAUUCUGCGAAACCGAGGUGAGAUAUAUCACCAAAGCCCCAGACCCGCAACAGGGAUACAUUGUCUACUUCGCUUGGCACGGACGGAAUCGUGGCCAUUUCAAAGCAAACUUACAUGGUGAUCUCAUGUGGGUUCAUGCAAGGAAGGCUGUGUUCCUAGGUGCCGGCGCUAUUGGUACGACGGAGAUCCUUCUUAGGAGUAAGAACAUGGGUCUGGGGUUGAGUGAGAAGGUAGGCCAGAAUAUGAGCGGCAAUGGCGAUAUACUUGGAUUUGGUUAUAAUACCGAUUAUGAUGCGAACGCCAUGGGAAAGCCUGGCCCAUCCCACAGCCGCCCCGUUGGACCUUGCAUUACUGGUAUCAUCGAUAACCGAGCUGGCCAUGAGAAUCCACUGGAUGGUUACGUCCUCGAAGAAGGCUCUAUCCCAGGAGCUCUUGCGCCGUUCCUGCAAGUUAUGCUCGAGCUCUUACCUGGAAGAAUUGAGCCGACUGGUGAGGGUCUUGUUGAUAGAUUCAAGGCGAAUCUAUCUAGUAUAGGCAGCACUUUCCUUGGUCCUUACUUCAAGAGAGGCGCGAUCGAGAAGACACAAGUGUACUUAAUCAUGUCUCAUGAUAGCAACCAAGCGUACUUGACUCUUAAGGACGAUAAACCGGUCCUUGAAUACGUUGGUGUCGGCCGUAGUGACCAUGUCAAGCACCUGAAUGACAUUCUUGCAAGGGCCACGAGAGCCGUCGGGGGCACAUUUGUGCAGAACCCCUGGUAUGCCCUUCUUGGUGAACAGCAAGUCACUGUUCAUCCGAUUGGUGGCGCUUGCAUGGCAAAUGAUGGCACUGGCGCGACCGGUGCUACAAACCACAAGGGUGAACUCUUCAUUGGCUCCGGCACGGAGACGCACGAUGGCCUCAUCGUCACCGAUGCAGCAGUUAUCCCCACUGCUCUUGGCGCAAACCCCUUCGCGACGAUUACUGCUUUAGCUGAGCGAUCCGUUCACAUGUACGCCAAAAAGCGAAAUCUCACAAUCGACCCGACUAAAAAUGGGAUUCUCGACCUCUUUGGUUCUCCUCAACACAAACGCACCCACGGGCGACGCGCAUCGAUAUUUCACGUUGAAGAAACGGUAGAGGUCCAAAGGAUAGAUAAGGCGACAAAGGCUAUUGACGGCGCCCAGCGUAUGAACGAUAGCGGUUUCGGUUUCACCGAAGUUAUGUCUGGAUACAUCCACAAAGACAAGGGCCUUACUCGGGAUAAUAUCGACACAUACGAACUUGCCGCUAGGACUGCGAAAAGCCUUUGCGAAACAGCACGAUUCUUCCUCAGCGUACAGUCUUUUAAUAUCCGGUCAAUUGUACACGACCCCAAUCACAGGGCAAUGCUGACCGGUACCUUUAUCUGUCCUACUUUGGAAGGUUCUCCAUUCAUGGUACAACGAGGCGAUUUCAACUUAUUCCUACUCGAUCGCAAGGCGCCCGGGACUCGAAACCUUACUUAUGACUUCGAUAUGCGUGGUAUCAACGGAAGGCAACUCCAUUUCCACGGAUACAAGGUGGUUGAUUCAUCGGUCGCAUUGUCGCCGACGCAUUUUUGGAAGUCAACCAGCACCCUCUAUGUCACAAUCACUGAAUCCCUACCGGAUCACCAAAGAAGAUGCUCAGAUGCGGAUGAAUGUGGCCUUUUAGGACAGAUUGUGGCGAAGGGUGUUAUGCGUAUCCAACCGGCUGAUUUCUUAUCCGAGGUCUUGACCCUCACCCCCACAGGCAGCAGUAUCCUCGAGAAGGCAAUGGGCGUUGCCAAUUUCCUCACUUUCUUCACACGGAAAUCGAUGUCGCUUCUCCUAGCUCCACUCACGCCAUUGCAAUAUCCCUCGCAGUCUUACCAAGGCUUCGUUAACAACACACCCUACGAUAAGCUGUUUAGUAUCACAGCUUCCGAUGGUGUUGUCACGCGCCUAUAUAUGUGGGAACCCACGAACAAGACAAUUGAGACCAAGAACCUAUUUAUGAUCCCUGGUGCCUCGGUUGAUCACCAGAUCUACGCGCUUCCGACAAUUCGCUACAACGCCGUCAAUUACUUCCGUCGGGCCGGAUACCGGGUUUUCGUCGCCGUUCAUCGAAUCGGAAUGUUAAUGCUCGCGCAGAAUAACUGGACAACAUUUGACGCGCGUCUCGACUUAAAAGCGUGUCUGAAAUUUAUCCGAGAAGAAUACCCAGACUCCACCCCCAAAGGAACUCGUAGUGGAAUCAUUCCCGAACCCAUUUACACUAUCGCGCACUGCAUGGGCAGCGUAGCCUUCUCCGCCGGCCUCCUCGACGGCACCAUCCCGUCCAAAUGGGUCAAGGGCAUCACCUGCAGUCAAGUAUUCAUGAAUCCGAUCUGGAACACCAUGAAUUUAAUCAAGAUUCUAGCUCUCCCAAUCCCUGCUGAUCGGAUGUACCGGAUGCUCGGCGGGAAUUGGUUUAGCUUUAGCACAAGCAAGAACGACAGUUACUUGCAGAAGGGGCUUAACGAGCUUCUGCGUCUUAUGCCUGAUGAGCGUAAGGAGAUCUGCAAUAACGCGAGUUGCCAUCGGUGCACAAUGGCCUUGGGCCGGUGCUGGAAUCAUCGCAAUUUGAACGAAGCUACGCAUCGCCAGAUCGAUCGAUUCUUUGGUGGUGUUAGCAUUACUUUACUUCAUCUGCUCAUGAGGCAAGGAUACGAAGGCCACGUUAUGGGUAAUAGUCCGUUGUAUGAACGGUUGGAUACGAAGCAGAACAUUAACAAGCUCCGAGGCGUCCCGAUACUACUAUUUGUGGGACGUGACAAUGCGGUGUUGAGUCCGGAGAGUACUGAGCGCACGUAUGAGGUGCUGACAGAUGCUUUCGGCACUGGAGAUGAUGCCUCGGGGGUCCAGUAUAGGCGCAGGGUGGUGCCUGAUUAUGGACACUUGGAUUGCUGGAUGGGGAGGAAUGCCUGGAAGGAUAUUUAUCCAUUUGUGAGGGAGGAAGUUGAUCGUGUGGUUCGGGGACCUGAGUACAAGUUUAGAGAUCCGGCAGACGAGUUUCAGAGAUUGGUAGAGACAGGAAGGCUGUUGUAUUAG
This is a messenger RNA of Hypoxylon trugodes, 4110 nucleotides long. Its product is annotated as FAD/NAD(P)-binding domain-containing protein. Lineage: Eukaryota; Fungi; Ascomycota; Sordariomycetes; Xylariales; Hypoxylaceae. Gene Ontology annotation, molecular function: flavin adenine dinucleotide binding; oxidoreductase activity, acting on CH-OH group of donors. The record is from RefSeq and is a predicted model, not a curated record. The transcript is spliced from 6 exons. The coding region runs from base 1 to 4110 and encodes 1369 amino acids.